UUGAAUAAAAUGCAUUUAAACAUUACGUAUUUUCCGAUAAGAAUUACACUUUACCGUAUCAGCAAAAAUGUGUAAAUACCACGUGAUAUUAAAGUUACUUCGUGAAAAUGGCGUGCUUCCGUGUGUUACCCCUUGUAUUCUUUGUCAGCAGUCUAAUCCCAGAUGUUGUGGACGCCUCGUAUUGCUACUACUCCUAUGACUAUGGUUACUACUCGUACUACUGUACAUACUACGUACCGAUUGGUUCCAUCGUCGGAGGGGUGAUUGGUUCAUUGGUUGGCCUAGCAACACUGAUUGGACUCAUAGUCUUCUUUUGCUGCAUCCGAAGACGCCGCAUGGCGGCCGGGGGUACGGUACUCCAGCCAGGUGUGACUAUGGUUGCGACAACGACUGGAGUAUCCACUGUGCAGACAGGGGGUAUUGUUAACACAGCUGCCUAUCCACCCGGAACAACACCAGCCUACCCACAAUACACUUAUCCACCUCAACAUCAAGCGCCCUCUACUGGAUUUCAACCGCCUCCAAACUAUAGUUAAUUGCCACGCGGAAGAUUCGUCGGUGACUAUCAACGCUUGUGUACAACAGCUGGUUGAAAUUUCUAUCGUAACUUUGUUUUUUAUAUGUUAAUGAAUUAUCAUUCCAUAUCAAGCUUUAACACAUCUACAAUGCAUUGUAAAUACUUAGAAUAGGAGCAUGUUACAAUAGUAUAUUUAUGAUAAUGAAUUAUGAAAUACGAAUUCGAUACAUCUAUAAGCAUAGCUCUUAUCCUUAGGCGAAUUUGACUCCACUUUUUUAGCACACAGUUUUCCCCUAAAAUAGCUCUAAAACUUCAUUGUUAUUCCAGAUUUUAAACAUUUCGGUUGAAAAUAAUUGAAGAGACAUUAUUUGUUGAAAUGCGCAUCUGGUGCAUCAAAAUUGGUACCGCAUGAAUUUUAUAUAUAUAAAUUAUUUGAAUUUUGAGAGUAGAAAUUAGUAUUUUUAUCAAUAUAUUGCCUAUUCAGUUGUCCAAUUUGAGCAUUGCAAAGAUAUGCAAGUUUUGAUACAAUUGUGGGAAUAAAACUACUACAACAAAACA
Molecule: messenger RNA, 1075 nt
Organism: Ostrea edulis (European flat oyster)
Lineage: Eukaryota; Metazoa; Mollusca; Bivalvia; Ostreida; Ostreidae
Exons: 4
Coding region: 108-536 (142 amino acids)
Source: RefSeq, a predicted model, not a curated record